Molecule: messenger RNA, 264 nt
Organism: Fonsecaea pedrosoi CBS 271.37
Lineage: Eukaryota; Fungi; Ascomycota; Eurotiomycetes; Chaetothyriales; Herpotrichiellaceae
Exons: 1
Coding region: 1-264 (87 amino acids)
Source: RefSeq, a predicted model, not a curated record
AUGGCACCGUCCGAUCAUACAAUGAGCCCGAUCGCUUGGCUAUUCAUUUCCAUGUUCGCCGGAGUUAUUCUGAUUCUCGCCAUCGUUUAUCUUUUUGCGCUCAAGAUCCGUCACGACAAGAAGAAAGCAGCUGGAAAUGCAGUGGAUGACAAAGUGUUUGGGAACGUCAUCGCAAACCCCAUCACUACACAGGAACAUCUCACCAGAUCAGCUUCUUUGACAGAGCGAGUAUCAUCUGCUGCCCGCACAGUCUUGGGACUCUGA